UCUCCUCCUCUGAUCUAAACAGAUAACCGCCAUUUGCUAAGCGCAGACAGAGAAACAAUGAGCAGUAAUACGGUGCCGUUUCGCAUCUAAGGACAUCCAAAGUUAGACAAUGGCUCAAGUAACAAUGGAUCCUUCUAAAAAAGUUGAUGACAAUGUUGCUUCCUCUACUUACAAAUCUCAAAAUUCAGCAUCAUCAUUCAAAAGGUUGGGCAGGAAAUCACCAUUCACUAGAUAUGGACUUCCUAUGAUCUCACUAAUGGUGCUUGGGUCUUUUGGCCUUGGCCAUCUUCUGCAAGGCAGCAAGGAUAUUGCUAAAGUGAAGGAUGAUCGUGAGUGGGAGAUCAUUGAGACAAGAAAAGCACUUUCGAAAGAAGGGCCUGUCAAUGCAUAUAACCCCAAAAAGAUAAGUUUGGAGGAUGAGUUGAAGGCUCUGCAAGAAAAGGUUGAUAUAAACACUUACGAAUACAAGAGAAUUCCUAAGCCCAAUGAGGGCAAAUGAAAAGGCAGCAUUUUUCUGAGGCCAUGGCCAAAAGGUGCAGCCCAAGAAAAUUCAUCCUUCAAAGCUACAAAGCCAGCAGCUCUCCUGUUCAUUAACAAUACCCUUUUACCAGACACUGAAGGCGUAGUAGGCUUUAUCUACUUGUAGUUGAUACUAGGCUGAGUUUUGAUUAAUGGCUCAAAAUUUCUGCUACUAGAUUCUUUCAAGCAAGUCUUGAGUACACUUAGAGUAGCUAUGAAUACCACUUUUUGAGCUGUUGAAACUUGACUUUAGCACUUAAUGUUAAUAAAGAUACCUUUGCUAUUAGGGGCUAUAUCUUCUAAAGUCAGAACACAUGUUUGAAUGAAAGGCGUUUUAUUGAGUUUCAAA
Molecule: messenger RNA, 868 nt
Organism: Ipomoea nil (Japanese morning glory)
Lineage: Eukaryota; Viridiplantae; Streptophyta; Magnoliopsida; Solanales; Convolvulaceae
Product: cytochrome c oxidase assembly protein COX16 homolog, mitochondrial-like
Exons: 4
Coding region: 110-499 (129 amino acids)
Cellular component (GO): mitochondrial membrane
Source: RefSeq, a predicted model, not a curated record